This is a messenger RNA of Eriocheir sinensis (Chinese mitten crab), 877 nucleotides long. RefSeq names its product pro-resilin-like. Lineage: Eukaryota; Metazoa; Arthropoda; Malacostraca; Decapoda; Varunidae. The record is from RefSeq and is a predicted model, not a curated record. Gene Ontology annotation, cellular component: extracellular matrix. Bases 98 to 583 code for a protein of 161 amino acids. The transcript has 5 exons.
CGGCCCUCCUGACGUCAGCCUCGCCGCCGUCGCCAUCACUAUAUAAGAGGCCGCUGAGGAAGAACAGUCAGCAGUCCAACGCCCACAGACCUCCGACAUGGCCCUCAAGCUUUUCAUCGUGUCCGCCCUCGUAGCCGCCGCCCUCGCCGACCAGAGGCCCUACAGGCCACCCACCCCCCAGCCCACCUACGGCACCCCCCAGCCCACCUACGGCGCCCCCGCCCCGUCCUACAGCCAGCCCCAGCAGACGUCACGCCCCCAGUACCAGUUUGACUGGGCCGUCAACGACGCGCCCUCCGGCAACGACUACGGCCACCAGGAGUCCCGCGACGGCUACGACACCCAGGGCUCCUACUACGUGCAGCUGCCCGACGGCCGCCUCCAGCGCGUCGACUACACCGUCAACGGCGAUUCCGGCUUCGUGGCGCAGGUCACCUACCAGGGCGAGGCUCAGUACCCCCAGCAGGGAUACGGCUCCCCAAGACCCUCCUAUGGCCCCCCCGCCCCCACCUAUGGCACCCCCACCCCCACCUACGGCCCCCCCGCCCCCACCUACGGCACCCCCACCCCCGCCUACGGGUAAUGCCGCCCACGCCUGACGAUGCCCGCGUCCUUCCAUCCCUGUAAAUAGGUCACUGCUGCUGCUGCUGCUCCAAACAUGCAAUAAACGCAAAACACACCAAAUGCCUUACUUUCCUAUUCCUUCCCGUCCACCGGAAACACGGUUCUUGGCAGCCUUUCCUAUGCACCCCCUGCAGUGCCCCGUCCACCGCCGCCCUGCCCCUCGUCACCCGCCACAAGGCAGGAGCUGCCUGCGGUCACAGUCUCGCUUGCCUGGCCAGCAUUGUGUAGUUUACCUUGCAGCCACCUGGCUCCA